ACACGCAUGCGUACUAACGUUACAAAAGCAUACAUGGCUGAUGUCGGGCAGUCGAAUACGUUUUUCAGAUAAACGUUCGGUAGACGAAGGAGGCCGAUCCCUCAAGGGAAGUGACGAUAACAUCGGCGAGUGACCGAAAUGGCGGAUGGUGGUCGGUCUUAUAGCGAGCACGAUGACCGGUUAGGACUUUCUAUGAAGAAACGUAAAGGAAGGGGGCCCUUUAGAGCCAAAAUGUUGGGCGAAAGCUCCUACAACUAUCGGAGAGGUGGUGGUUAUGGACCGAAUCCCCGCUCUCGCUUGGAUCAUGAUGACUUGGAUACCGCUAUGAGUGAUGCUCAUGAUUCCUCGCAUUCAAGAUUCACCCCAUACAGUCGCGGAGCAAGACGUCGAGAUAAUAAACCUGGAAAUUUGAGAAGAAAACAUAAUGUAGAUUCUUCUGAUACCGCUCCCCCUAACAGAGCAGAGGCUAGUGAUGGCCGAGGGUCGUGGCACAAAAUAACGGUUCCUCACGGAAAAAAAUAUGAGAAAGACUGGUUGAUUAGCGUGUUGCAAAAUGCCUGCAGUCUACCGUUUACUCCGAUUCAGUAUCAUUGCGAUCAUUCCCGUGCUCACUUUUAUGUGGAUGAUGCUGCCACUGCCAAAGCUUUGAAAGAUAUCUCCAGGACAUGCACAGACAGAGAGAAUUUUAAGAUUACAGUCUUGACUCGCCCGUGUCUCCCUCCUGUUGCCAAGGAGUUCCAUGUCUUUAUGAAAGAUGAAGAAAUAGGACAUUUUAAGAAUUGCAUGCAGAAGAGAUAUGAUGGUGCCACUCUGGCACUGGAUAUGAAGUCUUUGAGAAGUGACUCAGACUUGGUUGCAAACAAAGUAGAUCUGAUUCUGAACAGGAGGAGCUGUAUGCAAGCCAUGCUGCAGAUUAUAGAAGAUAAUGUACCAGAGUUGUUGUCAUUGGAUAUCAGCAACAACAAAAUCUACAAACUGGAUGACAUGGCUGAAAUUCAUAACAAAGCACCUAAUUUAAAGAUCCUGCACUUGUCCAACAACAUGUUGAAGACUGAGCGGGAGCUGGAUGCAAUUAAGGGAUUGAAGCUUGAGGAACUUUGGCUUGAUGGAAACCCUCUUUGUGACAACUUCCAUGAUGAGGGAGUCUACAUCAGAGCCGUGCGUGAACGAUUUCCCAAACUAAUUCGCUUGGAUGGCCAUGAACUUCCGCCACCAAUCAUAUUUGAGGUUGAAACUCCCCUCACGCUUCCUCCAGGCAAGGGGAGCUUCUUGAGCAGCGAUGAAUUGAAAGUAUUAAUUCUACAAUUUCUGCAGCAGUAUUAUGCCUGUUAUGAUGGAGAAGAUAGACAGAGUCUGCUGAAUUUUUACCAUGAUGAAGCGUGCUGCUCCAUGAGCAUUCCCUGGCUUACGUGGCAAAACCCCACCAGGAGCAGCCUUGAACCAUAUUUCAAGGACAGCAGAAAUAUUAAGAAACUCAAAGAUCUAUCUGUCCGUAUUAAACUUCUUAAACACAAGCGCCUGAAUGUUGUUGGCUUCCUGAACGAGCUCCCAAGGACCCAACAUGACCUCAACUCAUUUGUAGUGGAUAUUGUUUCCCAGUCGAACACACUGCUUUGCUUCACUGUAAAUGGAAUUUUUAAAGUUGAUGCUCAGUCAAGUGACACUGUGUUUGCGUUUUCUCGUGUCUUUUUAGCUGUGCCUGGCAAUGAUGGAGGGCUCCUGUUGGUUAAUGAUGAACAAUUCAUAAGGAAUGCCACCACCGAAGAGAGCCACAAAGCAUUUGCUGCUCCAGCUCCCACACCAUCCAGUAGUCCUGUACCUGCCCAACCACCUGUACCUCAGGACAUGCUUCAAGCUUUUAUUCAGUUCUCGGGCAUGAAUGCAGAGUGGUCUCAGAAGUGUCUUCAGGAAAAUGCUUGGGAUUUUGAGCGGGCUGCCCAGAUUUUUAUGAAGUUUAAGGCAGAGGGGGUGAUUCCAGACGUUGCAUUUAUCAAGUAACAUCAUUCAACAUUUAUCAAUUUUUAUUAUGCUGCAUCCCUUCUGAAAACUCCUACCUGAAAUCUAAAAGUUAUGGCUACAAACUUCAUAAUGCAUAUUACCAUUGUUCUGGACCAUCUAAGCUGUUUUUUAAUUAUUAAAAUGAAAUCGCACAACCGGAUAGCCUGUGUGCAUAUGUGACAUAACCCAUUGAUGACUUCAUGUGAAAUCAAGCCAAUUUACAAUUUUGUCUCUUCAAAGGAGGAAGGUUGUGAAGUCACUGAUCUUCUUUCAAACUUCUGUUCUCUGUAUGAUUUAACAAAUGGUCAUCCUUCUCAAAUGCCUUAACCCUAUGAUGUUCACAUUCUUCCUGUUGGAUCAUUUGUGCCAGUCUCCAUGAGAAAUUUAGUCAAUAUCCCAAA
Molecule: messenger RNA, 2399 nt
Organism: Spea bombifrons (plains spadefoot toad)
Lineage: Eukaryota; Metazoa; Chordata; Amphibia; Anura; Pelobatidae
Gene: NXF1
Product: nuclear RNA export factor 1
Exons: 22
Coding region: 139-1998 (619 amino acids)
Biological process (GO): poly(A)+ mRNA export from nucleus
Cellular component (GO): cytoplasm; nucleus
Molecular function (GO): RNA binding; protein binding
Source: RefSeq, a predicted model, not a curated record